GAAUGGUCCACCACUAAGGACAUCCAGCCAACUUGGCACAACUGUGGGAAGCCUUGGAGUCAACAUGAGCCAGCAUCCCUGUGGAACGCUUUUGACACAUGGUACUUCAUGCCCCGGUGAAUUAAGGCUGUACUGAGUGCAAAAGGGGGUGCAACUCAAUAUUAGGAAGGUGUUCCUAAUAUUUUGUACACUCAGUGUAUAUAUUGUGGACUUUGUUGACUGGAAAUGUGCACAUGUGAAGGUGAAAGGUGAAAUCAACACAAAAAAAGACUUUAUCAAUAUAACGGCACAUUAGUGAGUGAUACUCUGAAGAAGCACAGAGGCUGCUGCUCUCUCCCCAGUGACUGUUGGACAUUCAAGCCAUGAGUGCCAAUUUGGAAAUUAUCGAACAGUUACAUUAUACAGUCAGUGGGACUGUCAGAUUGCCAUUGAUGAAUCAGAUUUUCACUGAACCCGUAUACACCCUGUUCACCAUUACAUAAGUGUUGGUUGGGAGGCAGGGUGGUGUGAUUAGGUACCCUGGGGGCAGAUCAAUCAGCAGCCCCACUCUGGGACUCACAUCCACUGCAUGUGGUCUGUGUGACAACAGCCUCUCCAGCCAACAAUAGUAGACAGGUACAGGCAUACUGAAACUGGGAAACACUUGAUGUUGCCUUGCCAAGGACCUCUGUCCUUGGUCAAACUUUAGUUCCAUCGUUGCAUACAAACUGAUGAUGUCAGGGAAGAGAGGGAGUCAGCCAUGGCAGGUUUCGGUGAGCAAAAGGGACAGGGCGAGAGGAAGGGGGGCCAUAGACCGGAAAGGAAUCAAGGGGUAGAGAAAUUAUACUGAUACGGGUGUCCCUCAAUGCAGUUAACAUGACAGUGCUAAAACUAAAAUGGCCUUAGAGGGAGGGAGUUUUAUUCAGGUUUGUACAAUGUGUGUUUUCCGUGUGUGUAAAACUAAAGAGAGAGAGAGUGGUGAAGCUUGAGGCAGUAGGCUAUAUGUUCACAUUCCAUAUCAUGAGAAAAGAAGAGUCCAUUUUGAAGUAAUCUUUUACAUUCAAACUCAACUUAGCCUAUGACCUUAUAAUUGCAGACAUGUUUUCCUCUAUAGGCUGAUGUCCUCUAAAAAGUAUGAUAUAUUAUUAUGAAGCUGCCCUUAUUAUGUCUAUAUCCAUCAAUCAAACCAUAUAGUCAAAUACAAAUCUGCAAUCAGAACAAUGUACAUCUGAAUGUAUAUGUUAAACAGCUAUGCUGAACGGAACUAUGUGGUCUGUGAUUUGUAAAUACCAUGAUUUUUACAAUAAGCUUACUGCUUGGAGGAAUUUGACUGUUUGUGUUUGUGGUGGCCUCAUAUUUCAAACCCUCGUGACAGAUGUCGUAGGCCUAUGGGUGUGGUUUGCCUUCUACCUUGUUGCCAUCCAUCCAUAACUUACGUGCAAAUGCUGACUUGUGGUGAAUUCACCUGCGGAGCUUCUCCUGCAUUCUUCAAGCUCUAUGAAUGAUAACUAUUGAACACAAUGCUAACCAAAGCUAAGAAUUCGUAUAAUUAUUUUGAUUCAACUCAAUGGGACGUUAGGAAAGAAUAUGGGCAAUUUUGGUUUUCCUUUUCCUACCAAUGGAUAAAUGAGGCGUCAUGAUUUUCUUAAAUCUUGGGAUGUUGACUAGCCUAUGAACAACCUAUGCAGCUUGCUCGAUUAUUGUACUUUGCUGGUGUUCAUUUUCUAAUUCAAUGUUUAAUAUUAGUUUAUUAUGUAUUCGACUUCUUAGAAGACGCCUACUGUAAACCUAGUCUACAGCCAUCACUAAAGGAGCAGAAAAGCAUAAGAGCAUCGAAUAGUCAAAAUGAUGGAUCUUCAAUAACGUUUUCUUUCCUCUACUGAUACUCACGUCUUCUCCACGCCUGAGCCUACAGUACUUUUUCAGCCAAUGGCCCGAUGCCGAUGCAAUGGAGCGAUCUUGUGCCUCUGCCUCAUGCCCUGUGUGAUGAUGGGACAUCUCCUGGUUUAUAUCAUGGUGUCCAUAUUUGUAUCCAUAUCCUACUCCCCUCCCCACCUACCUGUCCACUUUGUUGCCCCAGGGGUCUCUGCCAACUCUGGGGCACUGGCCUCCCAUCCCCUGGGCCCCUUCUGGAACCUUCGCCUGGAGGACAGUGCUUUGUGGAACCAGCUUCAGCAUCUCUGGGACCGGCACCAUAACCCCAUUUUGAGGGGCAACUCAACUGCAGGUAUGAUCACAAGGCUUAGCACUCAGCCACCAGAGAUGGAGGUCUCCUCAGACUGUGGCCCAGACAAGUGCUGGCUGCCUCACCUACCGGACUUCAAUACCCUGCCAGAGCAGAUGAGGGCAUUCGUCCAGUCCAUGCAUUGCAGGGUGUACCCCUUCCUCAUGAACCAGCCCAGAGUGUGUGCUGGCAAUGAAAGCACUGGGCCGGAGCUACCUAUGCUGCUCAUGGCCAUCAAAUCCCAGGUGGGUAACUUUGAGAACAGGCAGGCUAUCCGGGAAACAUGGGGAAGAAGUGGCUGGGUGAAGGGGGAGCUCGGGGGGAGAGGUGGGCUGGUGCGUACAGUAUUUCUGCUGGGUAGACAGGACUCGACAACGGGCCCUCACCCAGACCUUGGGGGCCUCCUGAUGCUGGAGAGCCAGCAGUAUGGGGACAUCCUGCAGUGGGACUUCAGGGACACUUUCUUUAACCUGACCCUGAAAGAUCUGCUUUUCUGGCAUUGGCUUCAGAACCACUGUCCAGGGGCACAGUUUGUCUUCAAGGGUGAUGAUGAUGUUUUUGUUAGGACAAGUUCCCUCCUGGACUACCUGCAUAAACAGAGGGAGGAGAACGGCAUGUGGAGCGCAGAUAGGAACAAAACUGAGAAGAUAAAGGAUUUAUUUGUGGGGGAUGUAAUUCAGAAUGCAAUGCCAAACCGACAGCCAACCACCAAAUACUAUAUCUCAGAGAGUUUUUACAAAGGUGCAUACCCACCAUAUGCUGGUGGAGGAGGAGUGGUGUACUCUGGUGCACUUGCUAUGCGUCUGAGACAAGUGUCAGAGAGGGUGCAUCUGUUCCCCAUCGAUGAUGUGUAUCUGGGCAUGUGCCUCCACAGACUUGGGGUGGCCCCCAUCCAUCACCCUGGAUUUUAUACCUUUGAUCUCCCAGAAACAGAGAGGGAGAAGCCUUGUGCUUACAGCUCUGUGCUGCUGGUUCAUAAGCGAAACCCUAAAGAGAUGCUCACACUAUGGAGGAGGCUGCAGAGUCCACCCUCACCAUGCUGAAGAAACUGUAAAAGGGUGGGGCACCAGACCACGGCCAUUAGGCUGUGGUGUAAAGUACUUAAGUACAAAUACUUUAAAGUACUACUUAAGUAGUUUUUGGGGGUAUCUGUACUUUACUUGACUAUUUAUGUUUUGUCAACUUUUACUCCACUACAUACCUAAAGAAAAUAAUGUAAUUUUUAUUCCAUGUUUUCCUUGACACCUAAAAGUACUCGUUACAUUUUUAAUUCUUAGCAGGACAGGAAAAUGGUUCAAUUCAUGCACUUAUCAAAAGAACAUCCCUGAUCAUCCCUACUGUUUCUGAUCUGGCGGACUCACUAAAUACAAAUGCUUUGUUUGUAAAUAUUGUCUGAGUGUUGUAGUAAGCCCCUGGCUAUCUGUACAUUUAAAAAAACAAGAAAAUAAUGCUGCCUGGUUUGCCUAAUAUAAGGAAUUUGAGAAGAUUUAUACUUUUGAUAAUUAAGUAUAUUUGAGCAAUUACAUGUACUUUUGAUACUUAAGUAUAUUUAAAACCAAAUACUUUUAGACUUAUUCAAGUAGUAUUUUACUGUGUGACUUGCACUUUUAUUUGAGUCAUUUUCUAUUAAGGUUUUUUAUUUUUAUUUUUACUCAAGUAUGACAAUUGGGCUCUUUUUCCACCACUGCCAUUAGGGCAGUGACCAUAGCUUCAACCCUCGAUGCUUAAGUUAGUUAAUUUACUCAGAACAUGUCAUCAAGACAUUUUAAGUUUCAUUCCAAUAAAAUCAAUUCAACUGUCA
Messenger RNA from Oncorhynchus kisutch (coho salmon), 4004 nucleotides. RefSeq names its product N-acetyllactosaminide beta-1,3-N-acetylglucosaminyltransferase 2. Lineage: Eukaryota; Metazoa; Chordata; Actinopteri; Salmoniformes; Salmonidae. The record is from RefSeq and is a predicted model, not a curated record. Gene Ontology annotation, biological process: poly-N-acetyllactosamine biosynthetic process; protein O-linked glycosylation. The coding region runs from base 1909 to 3246 and encodes 445 amino acids. Gene Ontology annotation, molecular function: hexosyltransferase activity; UDP-glycosyltransferase activity. The transcript has 2 exons. Gene Ontology annotation, cellular component: Golgi membrane.